CAGGGUUCGAAGAGAGCGGAUAUAGUGAAUGCCGGGUCUGGGAGGACCGGAUAUAGUGAAUGCCGGGACUGGGAGGACCAGAUAUAGUGAAUGCAGGGUCUGGGGAGGACCAGAUAUAGGGAAUGCCGGGUCUGGGAGGACUGGAUAUAGUGAAUGCGGGGUCCGGGGAGAGCGGAUAUAGUGAAUGCGGGGUCUGGGAGGACCGGAUAUAGUGAAUGCAGGGUCCGGGGAGAGAGGAUAUAGUGAAUGCGGGGUCCGGGAGGACCGGAUAUAGUGAAUGCCGGGUCCGGGAGGACCGGAUAUAGUGAAUGCCGGGUCCGGGAGGACCGGAUAU
This is a messenger RNA of Staurois parvus, 334 nucleotides long. Lineage: Eukaryota; Metazoa; Chordata; Amphibia; Anura; Ranidae. The record is from the annotation of a GenBank genome assembly.